AACCUGCGGCCCGGCUACCGCGACCGCAUCCGCAUCCUGGAGAACGGGUCGCUGCUCAUCAGCCCGCUGCAGCUCGCCGACGAGGGCACCUACGAGGUGGAGGUGUCCAUCACGGAUGACACGUUCACCGGGGAGAAGACCAUCAACCUCACGGUGGACAUCCCCGUGUCGAAGCCGCACGUGGCCGUGGCCUCGUCGACGGUGCUGGAGCUGAGCGAGUUCGUGACGCUCAACUGCUCGCACGCCAACGGCACCAAGGCGCGCUACACGUGGCUCAAGGACGGGCGCCCGCUGGGCAACGACUCGCGCCUGCUGCUCUCGCCCGACCGCAAGGCGCUCACCAUCACGCGCGUGCUCAUGGCCGACGACGACGUCUACAGCUGCCUCGUGGAGAACCCCAUCAGCCAGGGCCGCAGCGGGCCGCUCAAGCUCACCGUGUACCGUCGCAGCUCGCUCUAUGUCAUCCUCUCCACCGGGGGCAUCUUCCUGCUGGUGACGCUGGUGACCGUGUGCGCCUGCUGGAAGCCCUCCAAGAAGUAUGGGGCAGGGGGCAAGCGGGGAGCGGAGGCGCCCAGCGGCGGCGGCGACUUCGCUGAGCAGGACGAGGAGCAGCUCAAGCAUGAGG
Messenger RNA from Tinamus guttatus (white-throated tinamou), 625 nucleotides. Lineage: Eukaryota; Metazoa; Chordata; Aves; Tinamiformes; Tinamidae. The record is from RefSeq and is a predicted model, not a curated record.